Molecule: messenger RNA, 2475 nt
Organism: Amphimedon queenslandica
Lineage: Eukaryota; Metazoa; Porifera; Demospongiae; Haplosclerida; Niphatidae
Product: adhesion G-protein coupled receptor G6-like
Exons: 14
Coding region: 841-2475 (544 amino acids)
Biological process (GO): cell surface receptor signaling pathway; G protein-coupled receptor signaling pathway
Cellular component (GO): membrane
Molecular function (GO): G protein-coupled receptor activity
Source: RefSeq, a predicted model, not a curated record
AAAUUAAUUUUUGUCUCGAUUCUCCUUGUAAGAAUCAUGGUACAUGUCAGAGUUUGGCAAGCACUUAUAUUUGCAAUUGUCCUGAGACUCACACUGGAAGAAACUGCCAAGAAAGAGUGAGAGUUACAGUUAGACCAAAAAUAAUUGAAUUCCUUCAACCAGUAACUACUCAAUUAUAUUCAUCAGUCAAUUUCACAUGUAAAGCUAUUGGCUCACCAGCUCCAUCCAUUUACUGGUAUAAGAACAACAAGUUAAUAAAUAGCACUGGUCCUUCAUUGCUAAUGUUUAAUGACCUGAGUCUAAAGAAUAGAGGAGUUUAUCAUUGUGAAGCUAGGAGUGUCAUUAAUGGUGUAAAUAUGAGUGUUAAUGCUACUAAAGUACUACUCAGCAUAAAAGAUGUGUUACAGUAUAAGGCAGUGAUGUCUCUAACUAAUGACAAAUUAAAUGAUUCUGAAUUGAUUAAUGGAACCAUUCAACAACUGGUUGAAGAUAUAAAUUAUAGUUUAUCUGGCAGGAUUAUAGGCAAUUCUAUUUUAUUCUUUCUAGAGUUGCUAAAUAUUCAAGAAAUAGAUCCUGAUUAUGAUCCAGAGAAUGUAUCAUUGUUAAUUACAUUAAUUGCUAAUAAUCAAAACAAAUCGGCUCAAUCAGCAUAUAGCAAAUGAUUUAGGAAAUUUACUAGGGUUAACAAUCACUGAUGUUGUAAGAUUUGAUGGUUGCCCAACAAGCUCUACAACCUUAUUAUCAGAUUCUAGUGAUCCAAGACUUACAUUAACAAUCAAAUGGCCUGAAACUAAUAUUGGAGAAAUAGCUGUAGUUAAUUGCCCAUGCGGUAGUAAUGAUAUGUCAGCUGGUGGUACCUUAAAUGCAUCUCGCUAUUGUGGAGGUGAUUUUGUUAAUGGAGCUAUGUGGCAGAAACCUUUUGUAAUGAAAUGUAAAUUGAGUGAUUUAGCUAGAAGGAUAUGUCAACUUAAAAAUCAACUGUUUCCUCCUGUCAGUUACGUAUCAGUGAUUGAUAUGGUUGAAAAACUUAAGGCAAUAACUAACGGUACUUUGAUGGGAUCUACUGAAGUAGCUACAGUUGUUAGUGUUUUGGAAGCUGUUGCUGAAUUUGCUAAUACAUUUGCUGGAAAUACUAUGUUAAUUACAUCAAUGUUUGAAGUAAUUGAUAAUUUAUUAGCUGUUAAUCAAGAGGCUUUAAUAGAAAGUCAAGCACUAUCAAAUAGCUCAUCAAGAAUUCUUGGUAUUGUAUCUGAUAUAGCUGCUACUUUGAAUAUUACUCAUGCUUCAAGUCAUGUUGUCAAAAGUUAUACUUAUUUUGCUGUUUCAAUUCAAGAAACUAAUUUUGAAGGCAUUGGUGGUCAAACAUUAAGCAUCAAUCUCACAGACUUCUCUGAGUCAAAUGUUACUGUGUACAAUAUAACUCUUGAAACUGAAGGAAACAUUGUUUCUUCUACUGGCUCUGUCACAUUGCCUAGGAGCAUUUUUAACUCUUCUAGUAUUAAAAGAAUCACUAAUGCUGUAUAUUUAACCGAUUCACUGUUUCUCAGGCACAAAUCCAAAUAUUUUAAUGUUAGCAGUGUUGUGAUAUCAACAAGCAUCUUAAGAGAAUUUGAUGCUAUCAAAGAACUGGAGUCUCCUGUCAGUCUUAGUUUUCAACUUAAUCCUGGUAUCAAAGGCUCAUUUCCUCAAUGUGUUUUCUGGGAACAAUCUUUAAACAGUGGGUAUGGUGAGUGGUCUAAUGAUAACUGUGAUACUUCAUAUGAUUCAGUUACGCAAGCAAUCAAAUGCUUUUGUAAUCACUUGACCAGUUUUGCUGUAAUACAGGAUGUGUCUCCUACUGAAUCUUCAACAGAAGUUAAUGUUUAUUAUCUUGAUUCAGUAUCUUGUAUUGGCAUUAUCAUUUCUAUCAUUUGUCUCAUCAUCACUGUUGUGUUCUAUCUUUAUAACAAGGAUUUAAGAUUAUCAAAUCACUGUCACAUACUUCUCAAUUAUUGCUUUGCUCUUAUUGGCCUGUAUCUCUCAUUUAUUACAUCAAUUUAUGCAAGGCAUAUCAAUAGUUUUUGUGCAGUAUCUGGCUUUAUGCUUCAAUUUUUCUUUCUUGUCUGCUUAACUUUGAUGUUGGCUGAAGCAAUAGACCUUUACAUUAACAUUUUAAUUAAUUCAAAUAAAAAGUUUUUCCAUCUAAAAGUUACAUUGGUAUCUUGGAUUGCUCCAAUUUUUAUCGUCGUAUUCUGCUUCUCACCAAACUAUAUGAAUUACAUAAGCAACUCCUCAAACUUCUGUCGUGCUUUUGAUACUCCAUUCUACAUUGGUAUGGUAAUACCUUUUGUCAUCGUUUACUCAUUCAUCUGGGUUGUGUUUAUUAUUGUCAUAAUCUCUUUGUUAAUGUCAUCAAAAAUCAAAGAUACCGUAUACGUUGAAAAUUUCGAGUGUUUAAAUUUUCGUGUUUUCACUGGUAAAAUGCUCAAAAAUUAA